This is a messenger RNA of Malaclemys terrapin pileata, 1866 nucleotides long. RefSeq lists its product as uncharacterized. The transcript has 2 exons. The record is from RefSeq and is a predicted model, not a curated record. The coding region runs from base 810 to 1538 and encodes 242 amino acids. NCBI's taxonomy places the organism in Eukaryota, Metazoa, Chordata, Testudines, Emydidae.
UUCACCAAAGAGUCUUUAGCAGAGCAAGCGGGGAAUUGCAUGUAUUAAAGAUAGUUAAAUCGCCAGCCUCAUUUCCAUGUUAUCUUAAGUAAGCUAGAAAAGGCAUGUUAUAAUAUAGGCUAGGAAGAAAAAUAAAAACCAUACUCAACUCUGGAUCCAAGUACUUAGUUCCUACAGAUGUCAAUUAGAGUUUGACAUGCAGAUCUAGGGUAUUACAUGGUCCUGAGAGUAGGAGGGAGGGUUUAAGUGAGUUCUGGACACUAAUGAAACUUGCAUCAUACAUUAGCAUGCUACAUCCCUUUAUAAUAAUGCUUAUCUUUUAUACAGCACUUUUCAUACUUAGUGUUUUACCAGUCUGGAUAAAUAUCAUUAUCCUCAUUUCAGAUGGGAAACUGGAGCAUGGAUAAGUGAAGUGAUUCGCCCAGGCCUGGUCUACACUACGAGUUUAGGUCAAAUUUAGCAGCGUUAAAUCGAAUUAAGCCUGGACAUGUUCACACGGCUAAGUCCCUUUUUUCGACUUAAAGGGCCCUUUAAACCAGUUUCUUUACUCCACCUACGAUGAGGGGAUUAGCGAUAAAAUCGGCCUUAGCAGGUCGGAAUUGGGGUAGUGUGAACGGAAUUCGACGUUAUUGGCCUCCGGGAGCUAUCCCACAGUGCUUCAUUGUGACCGCUCUGGACAGCACUCUCAACUCAGAUGCACUGACCAGGUAGACAGGAAAAGCUCCGCGAACUUUUGAAUUUCAUUUCCUGUUUGCCCAGCGUGGAGAGCACAGGUGACCACGCGGAGCUAAUCAGCACAGGUAACCGUGAUGGAGUCCCAGGAUCGCGAAAGAGCUCCAUCAUGGACCGAAUGGGAGGUACGGGAUCUGCUCGCCAUAUGGGGAGAUGAAUCAGUGCUAGCUGAACUCUGUAGCAGUAAACGAAAUGGCAAAAUAUUAGAAAAGGUCUCCAAGGCCAUGAAGGACAGAGGCCAUAACAGGGACGCACAGCAGUGCCGCGUGAAAAUUAAGGAGCUAAGGCAAGCAUACCACAAAGCCAGAGAGGCAAACGUAAGGUCCGGGGCAGAGCCGCAAACAUGCCGCUUGUACGCGGAGCUGCAUGCCAUGCUAGGGGGUGCAGCCACCACUACUCCAAACGCGUGCUUUGACUCCAUCAGUGGAGAAUCACGCAACAGGGAAGCAAGUUCGGGGUACGAGGAAGAUGAGGAUGAAGACAAUGAAGAUAUCUCACAGGAAGGAAGUGGAGAAACAGGUUUCCCCAACAGCCAGGAUAUGUUUAUCACCCUGGACCUGGAACCAGUAACCCCCGAACUCACCCAAGGUGUGCUCCCAGACCCUGAGGGCACACAAGGGACCUCUGCUGCAAAUGUUUCUCCUUCGCAGAGGCUAGCGAAGAUUAGAAGGAGAAAACAGCGGACUUGGGAUGAUAUGUUCUCGGAGCUCCAGAUGUCCUCCCACGCUGAAAGAGCACAGCAGAAUGCGUGGAGGCAGUCAAUGACUGACUACAGAAAAGCUCCGGCUGCUGGAGCAUCAAACUGAUAUGCUCCAGCGUAUGGUUGAGCUGCAGGAAAGGCAGCAGGAGCAGAGACCGCUGCUACAGCCCCUGUGUAACCAACAGCCCUCCUCCCCAAGUCCCAUUGCCUCCUCACCCAGAUGCCCAAGAACACGGUGGGGGGGCCUCCGGCCACCCAGUCACCCCACCCCAGAUGAUUGCCCGAGCAUGGAAAGGCUGGCCUUCAAUAAGUGCUAAAGUUUUAAAGUUUUAAACUGCAGUGUGUCCUUUUCCUUCCCUUCUCCCCCACCCCUCCCGGGCUACCUUGGCAAUUAUCCCCCUAGUUGUGUGAUGAAUUAAUAAAGAUUGCAUGAA